Messenger RNA from Notolabrus celidotus (New Zealand spotty), 1641 nucleotides. It is a transcript of the gene slc22a3, whose product is annotated as organic cation transporter 2. Lineage: Eukaryota; Metazoa; Chordata; Actinopteri; Labriformes; Labridae. The transcript is spliced from 11 exons. Bases 1 to 1641 code for a protein of 546 amino acids. Gene Ontology annotation, cellular component: membrane. Gene Ontology annotation, molecular function: transmembrane transporter activity. The record is from RefSeq and is a predicted model, not a curated record. Gene Ontology annotation, biological process: transmembrane transport.
AUGGCAAACGUAAACAAACUCAUCGAGCACAUAGGAGACUUUGGGCCUUUCCAGAAGAGGAUUGUUUUGCUUGGCUCUUUACCGUUGGUAGUCUUUGCUUUUGUUCUUGUUGGGGUUGUUUUCUUAGGGUACACUCCAGAUCACUGGUGUUGGAUUCCUGAAUCUGAGCGUCUCCAGGAGAAAUGUGGCUGGACAGACCUCGAGGUGCAGGAAAUGACUGUUCCCCGCUCUGAUCAGUCAGGAUCCUUCAGCAGGUGUGAGAGGUUUGGCGUGGACUGGACCGUGGACAAGAGUCAGAACAAAUGUAAUGAUGGGACCUGGCUGCUGCCUUCUAAUGAAACCCAGUUGCUGAGCUGUGACAGCGGAUGGGUGUUUGAUAAAAGCCACAGCACUAUCAUUUCUGAGUUCUCUUUGGUCUGUGAGAGAUCCUGGCUAGCUGAUUUAAAUCAAGUUUUCCUGGCACUGGGCUUUUUUGUUGGAGCUUUUGUCACUGGAUACCUGGCUGACAGAUUCGGCAGAAAGCCAUGUUUAAUUGCAUCGAUGCUCGGCCUUGGUAUCUCAGGUUUAGGCGUGAUGCUGUCCCCAUGGUACCCGCUACUGCUCACCUUUCGAUUUCUGCAAGGAUUUUUUGGAAAGGGAGCAUGGACAGCUACCUAUGUACUCGUCAUUGAGUUCUUUGGAUCACACAACAGGAAAUUUGUAUCCAUGGUGAGUCGGACUUUCUAUUCCAUCGGCAUGGUCAUCCUGCCCGGCUUGGCUUAUUUCCUGUCCUCCUGGAAGAUUCUGCAGCUGGUCAUGAGUCUGCCCUGCAUUCUGUUUAUCUCAUACCACUGGAUUGUGCCUGAAUCUCCACGAUGGCUGCUCUCACAAAAAAGAACUGCAGAGGCCAUGAAAGUUGUAUCAGAUAUUGCAAAACGCAAUGGGAGAUAUUUACCACCUAAUCUUCCAGAGAUAAUUCUUCUGGAGGAGAAGAAAACAGUAAAUCCUGUAUCAGUGACCGAUUUAUUUAGAACACCAAGUGUAAGAAAAAACACACUCAUUUUAAUUUACGCCUGGUUUACAAGUACUGUUGUGUUUCAAGGCCUAAUCCUGCGGCUGGGGAUCACAGGCGACAACCUUUACUUGGAUUUCUUUAUCUCUGCUGUGGUGGAGCUUCCCACCGGCCUCAUCUUCUACCUGCUGGUCGACAGAGUUGGUCGACGCUCCCUUAUGGCCAUCACCAACUUAACUGCUGGUGCUGCCUGUCUUGCUGUCCCCUUCAUCUCCAGGGAUUUUGACUUGUUGAAAAAAUGUAUUGCAACCAUUGGGAGGCUUGCUGUUGCCAUUGGAUUUGAGACACUGAACUUUGCAAACGCAGAGAUGUAUCCAACUCCUCUGAGAAAUUUGGGUGUGUCGGUGUGUUCAUCAGCGAGUGACUUCGGAGCCAUUGUAGCCCCAUUUCUGCUCUACAGACUGGCCAGUAUCUGGACGGAGCUUCCUCUUUUGCUUUACGGUGGGAUGUCGGUGCUGUACAGUGGAUUAGUGACUUUGUUACCUGAGAUGAAGGGACUGGCACUGCCAGAAACCAUCGAGGAGGUGGAGAAUCUAAGAGGGGGGAAGGAGAAGUUAAAGGUUGCAGAGACAAACGGCAUGGUUAUAUGA